Molecule: messenger RNA, 1863 nt
Organism: Prunus armeniaca (apricot)
Lineage: Eukaryota; Viridiplantae; Streptophyta; Magnoliopsida; Rosales; Rosaceae
Source: the annotation of a GenBank genome assembly
AUGGCGUCCAAGAAUGUUGACGGUCAAGAAAAAAUGUCAUGGCCUCCAAGACAUGAGACAAUAUUCAUACAUAUAUUGCAUGAACAUGUGAAGAAGGGUGACUUGCAGACAUCAACUUUUAAAAUGAAAGUUUGGGCAGAAAUAAGUGAUGAGUUGUAUGCACAAUGUGGACAAAAAUGUACUAUUCCACAACUUAAAUCUAAGUUUAAUAGGCUGCGAAUAGUACAUCGUGACUUCUCAGAUUUGAUUGAGCAUACGGGAUUUGGGUGGGAUCCUGUUGCAAACACAGUGACUGCCUCAGAGGAUGUUUGGGCAAGUUACUUGAAGAGUAAGCCAAAAGCGAAGCAAUUUCGCACGCAAGGCUUAGAGCACUAUCAAAUUUUAGGGGAGAUAUUCAACACUACUACUGCAACCGGGCAAUUGCAUUAUGCCUCUAGUCAACUUCCUCCUAACUCAGAUGAUGAACGUGAGUUAGAAAACAACUUCCUUAACACCGGAGUUCACAUCGAUGUUGACUUGGAUGAUGAUGGUGACAACCCUCAGCUUGUGAGUGGUAAAGGAAAAAGAAAGUGUGCAACUACUGCUCCACCUGAGCGUCGUCCAAAGAAAUGGGAUAAAAUGGAAUCUUAUUUGGAUGUUUGCAGUGAAGUUAUGAGUCAAAAAUUACAACGAGAAAAGGAAAAGAGUCUUGAGGCAUCUAGCACCUCUAAGGAGAUGUAUUCGAUUGAAGAAUGCAUAGGCAUUGUUGAGACAAUGGGAGACGUUGAUAACGAUACAUUCAACAAGAUGCUAGAAAAGAUAGUGCUUAUUGAAUGGAGGAAAAUCUUUGUUACAAUGCCAGCAGCAAGGAGGAGAGCUUGGAUUUAUGACUCGUUUCGUAUGGACAAACAUGUAUUCCAAAGGUUGUGUUACACACUUGAGAGUUUAAAUUUGCUACAGAAUGAUAGAAAUGUGAGUACUCAAGAGGCAGUGGCAAUUUUCUUAUUUAUAGUGUCUCAUAGUAUUCGCAUGCGAGUGGCUGCUGAGCGUUUCCAACGAUCUAAAGACACUAUUCAUAGACAAUUUAAGCGUGUUUUGGGAGCUUUAUGUGCGUUAGCACCACGCAUUAUAAGACCACAAAGUCGAGGGGAAACACCUUCUCAAAUUUUGACUAACCCAAAGUAUUAUCCUUAUUUUGAGAAGUGUAUUGGUGCAAUUGAUGGAACUCAUGUUGCUGCUUGGGCACCAGCUCAAAAGCAAACCUCAUAUCGUGGUAGGAAGAUCCUUAUUACUCAAAAUGUCAUGUGCGCUUGCUCUUUUGACAUGAUGUUCACUUUUGUUUAUACGGGUUGGGAAGGGACUGCAAAUGACUCUAGGGUGUUCAUAGAUGCAGUGAUGAGGCCAGAAAAUGAGUUUCCUUUUCCAGAUGAAGGGUAUUACUAUGUUGUGGAUGCUGGAUAUUCAAACGUGCCUGGAUUCUUGGCACCAUACCGAGGUGAGAGAUAUCAUUUGCGUGAUUAUAGAGGACCUCAACGAGCACCAAGGGGUCCUAUGGAGUUGUUCAACUAUAGGCAUUCCUCAUUACGUAAUGUAAUUGAGCGGUGUUUUGGUGUUUUGAAAGCUCGCUUUCCAAUUUUGAAAUUGAUGCCUAAUUAUCCUCCGAGAAGGCAACGACGAAUUCCUAUUGCAUGUUGUGUGUUACAUAAUUUUAUAAGAAAAGAAGCUCGUCGUGAUAGGAUGUUUGAAGAGUUUCAAGUUGAAGACAUGAUCAUUGAUUCAGAAAAUACAACAACACCGAAUAUAGAUAUGUCUGCAGGAAAUAUUGCACAAAUGGGUGACAUUAGAGACAAGAUCGCAGCGGAUUUGUGGCGGGAUUUUAUUUAG